Messenger RNA from Haliotis rufescens (red abalone), 2509 nucleotides. RefSeq lists its product as uncharacterized. Lineage: Eukaryota; Metazoa; Mollusca; Gastropoda; Lepetellida; Haliotidae. Gene Ontology annotation, biological process: proteolysis. The transcript is spliced from 8 exons. Bases 32 to 1867 code for a protein of 611 amino acids. The record is from RefSeq and is a predicted model, not a curated record. Gene Ontology annotation, molecular function: deNEDDylase activity; cysteine-type peptidase activity.
UGACUCAUGUGACUAUUAAUAACUUUACAAAAUGGCGCCUAAUCCGAAACCACCCGAGCCUUACCUGACAGGGAGAACCUCAGCCCUUAAAGUGGAGGAAAUUGUUAACAUUCUGAGGAGUCCAGAUGAGAGCAAGACCAUCCAGACUGCCCCCGCCACACCCCAGGGAGGGGAGGUGUACCUCUAUAAGAUUACCUCGGGAAUGAGAGAAGAUAUCUGGAAGGAUGACAAAUAUCACUUCCGAAGUGAUGGAACCCGGAAGCAGCCUGGCUCAAGUCCAGUCAUAGUGAAGCAGUACCACAAGGCUUACACCGAGGACAAGACGACAACAAGGGCCUUUGUCAGAGAAGCUUCGUAUCUGUACAACCAGCCUCUGAAACACGUUCUAGUGCAAUAUAUCGGGGACCACACACAAGCACAGCCUGCUCCUCAACGAAAGAAGCGUGGUCAACAGACACUUCAUUCCCCAGGUGACAGUAAAUGUAGGAAAGUAGAAUCAACUGGUGGAGCUGUGCAGUCAGGUGUCACGGAGAACACUAACUCCAACCUGGACCCUGAAGAUCAUUCAUCACCGACAGAAUUGGAAGACAACGGUACAUCAAACACUAUUCUAGGUGUAACAUUGAAUGAAGCAAAGGUGUCAGAGACUGAAACAAAGAAUGAUCACGACACAAAUCAAAAACGCUGCAGGACAGGUGAUCAUAGAGGUGAUGAUGACAUUGAAUAUUUGGGUACAACGUCAGGCUCCCCUGUCAAGAAACCCCGUUGGCAGCCUCAACUUGAAAAUGACAACACAAUUGUAACCUGUGUCACAAACACACACUAUGCUUAUCUGUACACAUUUCUAGAAGAUGUAGAAAGGAAUCGGGAUGUGAUAAGGGUCCUGCGACAAGUCCUAGCAUUUUCUAGGUUCUGGAACAAGGACUGUACCAACAAAGGCAAUCCGUGCUUGUCACUCAUUGAAGAGGUCGACAAGAACUGGAAUCUAGAUGCAAUUAAAGCAAGGAACUGGGUUAAAUGUUCUGUAAAUACUGACGUGCUGAGCUUGAACCAAGACCAGUCAGUUUACAUAAACCUCAUCGCAGCAGUACUUGUUGGAGCAUGCCAUACCAGGACUGAAGUACAGGACUUUGUGAAAACACUGAAGGAUCCUCCUUCACACCUGCAGCAUGUACAAGAGGACGUCCCCCUGUCACGUGGCUGUACAUACACAGUUGGCUGCUACACCAUCAGAGGAGAUGUUCUGUCUCGCCUGGAAACCAACGAGUGGCUGACAGAUGAAAUCAUGGACACAUACCUGCACCUCCUGGAGGGAGAGUGGUGUUCCCGUGUCAGCUUCCACUGUCUGGUGCUGCCUACAGAGACAAUCCUACUGUGGGAGGCAGGACAGUACACAGACAGAAUAAGGGGGAAAGAUGAAAAUUUGACAAACUACACGUGGAUCUUAAUGCCAGUAAACAUGCCACGUAAUCAACAUUGGGUGCUACUGGUGGCUAAUGUCAAGGAUGGAACAGUGGGCGUGGUUAAUUCUAAACCCUCCUUAGAUGUGGAGGACAAGGUUGUACAACACUGGAGGCUCUUUGUAAACCACUUGAAAUCUACGUCUAAAGAAGGGAGCAAGUCAUGGAUGAAGAAACAGUACCCAGUGAUAGAACAGUCUGAUGGACACAGCUGUGGGAUAUUCGUUCUGAUGGCUGCUGAUGCAAUUUUGUCGGAGAGGUCUCCAGGCAUCAUGAGGAACUGUCACGUUGAGAAAAACAGGCUGUAUGUGCUUCAGAGGAUACUACAGUAUGCCAAGGACAAGGGAGAUAUGCAAGGUGGAGGAAAUCACAUGAUGGCAGUUGAUGGACAGGGUAAUGUUACGUAAUUGGUGACAACCGAUGGCCAGUUUCUUAUGAAAUCAUCGUCAAUUCCACACGGAAGCUAUAACAAUGGCGGUUGGCUUACAUCCACACCACUAACAUCAACGUGCCCCGUGAACCAGACAUCAGUAGAAUUGCCAGGGGUGUAUGUUCCGGGCCACCUGGGACAGGCAGUUUCCACAGACAGACAAAGAGUUAUGGAAGAGAGAUACAUCGCCUUGCAGUCAUCCCAACCAUAUCAUAUAGACGGAAAUCUUAACGACCUCCUUACAGAUCCUGCACGCUUGGAGAUAUGUUCACCCAAUCAACGAUCAGAAACCAUAUAUGGAAUCUCAAGUCAUGUUCACACAUAUGUCCAUGCUCUAGUAGUUGGUGACACAGUGCCUAGUUCAGAUAACACUAGUAAUUCUGAGAAUACCAUCAUUCACUACACUGAGUCUGGGGAAAAGAUAGAGCUGCUGCAGCUCUAAAAGUGGUCUAGAAAGGAGUUAUCAUUGUUAUUAUGGUGUCCAGUGUUACAGUUUACAUAAACAGUUUUACAACCUCCAUUCGGAGUCAGUCGUCCGAAUUUGGUUUGCAGAAAAUAACGAGUUAUUUGUCAUUUGUGUCGAUGUAGCAUUGAUGUUUCGGUAAGCAUAUCAAUUCCA